Molecule: messenger RNA, 1911 nt
Organism: Ricinus communis (castor bean)
Lineage: Eukaryota; Viridiplantae; Streptophyta; Magnoliopsida; Malpighiales; Euphorbiaceae
Product: WUSCHEL-related homeobox 3
Exons: 2
Coding region: 900-1571 (223 amino acids)
Biological process (GO): plant organ development
Molecular function (GO): DNA-binding transcription factor activity; DNA binding
Source: RefSeq, a predicted model, not a curated record
AUAUAUUUAUAUUAUUUAAAACUAACAUUUUUGAAAAAAGUAGGCGAGUUUUGUCGAUGCACUGAUAAAAGCGAGUCUGUCAGCUACAAAUAAGAUAAAAAAAAAGAAAAUGGUCUGUAUUUAUAUUGUUUUGUGAAAAAAAGAAGGGCGUGCAGAUAACUCGCUGGAGGAAGAGGCAACAAUAUGAUGAUCACCGGGUCGACUAGUUCCAACUUUGCAAGCCAAAGAAAUCUGACUCUCUUCUGCUUCUGCUUCUCUGCAUCAUUCUGAAAUCCAAAAGAAAAUUUCACUUGGGUGGUCGUCCCAUACAUUCUGUGUUGACAAGAAAACUAAUGAAUAAAAAGUAAAUACAUAAUAAGGUGAUGAUGACAUAAUCAUUCGUCUUCUCUCUCUCUCUCUCUCUCUCUCUCUCUCUCUCUCUCUCUCACAACCCAUUCUCCUAUGAUACUAUAAACCAUACCCAACCUCACUCAGUUUCACCUCAUUCACUCUCCCUUUCAUUCUUUUUUAGAUUCUGUCUCUCUCCCUCUGCAUGGAGUACUGAAUCCUACACUUGAAUGCCUCUCUCAGGGAAACAUCAGCAUGACAACCCUGCUCUUAUUUGCACUUUCUUUUUUCCUUUUCCUUUUUAGAAAAUUAAUUUUUAUCCCUUUUCUCUUUUUUCAAUUUUCUUUUAUCCUUCUAUCUUUUUCCCUUAUAUAUCUCUAAUCCUUUUUGUCCCUCAGUCUUCACUGUGUUUUUCUCUUCUGACUACUCUCUCUGUCUAUAUAUAUAUAUAUAUAUAUAUGAAUCUUUCUUUCUUCUUCCUCUCCAAGAAGACAGUAACAAGAAGCAUCGAGAACUACUCCAUAAUAUUAUAGCUUGAUUGUAUUAUUAUUAUUAUUAUUAUUGUUGUUGUUAUGUCUCCUGCAGCUUCAUCUAGAUGGUGUCCAACACCAGAACAACUGAUGAUUUUAGAAGAGUUGUACAGGAAUGGGAUUAGAACUCCUAAUGCUUCUCAAAUUCAAAGAAUCACUGCCCACCUUUCUUUAUAUGGAAAGAUUGAAGGCAAGAAUGUGUUUUACUGGUUUCAAAAUCAUAAGGCUAGAGACAGACAGAAACUCAGAAGGAAACUCAUUAAGCAACUUCAACAGCAGCAACAAUUUUAUCAUCACCAUCAUCAUCUUCAGAAUCCUGAUGACCAUCACCAGCUUCACCUCCUCAAUCAGUCCCACCACCAGCACCUUCUUAACUACUUUGACCUUCCACCUCCUCCUCAUCCUCCUACUUCAUCUUUUCAUCCACUUCCUUAUCAUAACCCUGCUGCUUUUCUACCUCUUCAUCAGGGAGGACUUGAAGGAGCACCAACAACACAAAUGAUGAAUCAUACAUGGAAUAUGGAGUUCCCAAAAAAUCUCCAGAUGGAGAAUUCCAUGAUGGGAAUGUACGGCUAUGAUUGGAUGAUGAUGAUGGAAAUGGGGGACCCAUUUCCAUGCAGCAAAAGACCACUUGAAACACUUGAACUUUUCCCAAUCACAGCAACAAAUCUCAAAGAAGAAUGCAACAACACAUCAACAUCAUCAUCCAAUUAAUCAGCAGCUGCUGCCUGUUUGCUCACCAGCUAAUAUCAACUGCAUGCUUCUCUCUCACUCUGUCAAAUUUAAUUUUUUCUCUCUCUCUCUCUCUCUCUCUCUCUCUCUCUCUACCUAGUUUGUUAGGUACUUUUCAAAGUCUGUAAUGUCAUGACUUGUUGAUAUAUAUAUAUAAAUGCUAUUGUCUUGGUUUCUGUUACUAUUGCAUAUGUCUAGCUAGGCAGUAGAGGGAGAAAGAUCUCAAUUGUCUAGCGAGUAAUGUUAGUACUGGUCCUAACUUUCUCUUCUCCUCCUCCUCCUCCUCCUCCUACUACUGCUGCUGUAUACCUAUUAAUUUGUA